Messenger RNA from Ornithorhynchus anatinus (platypus), 6338 nucleotides. It is a transcript of the gene SECISBP2L, whose product is annotated as SECIS binding protein 2 like. The record is from RefSeq and is a predicted model, not a curated record. The coding region runs from base 66 to 3647 and encodes 1193 amino acids. Gene Ontology annotation, cellular component: ribonucleoprotein complex. Gene Ontology annotation, molecular function: mRNA 3'-UTR binding; ribonucleoprotein complex binding; selenocysteine insertion sequence binding. Lineage: Eukaryota; Metazoa; Chordata; Mammalia; Monotremata; Ornithorhynchidae. Gene Ontology annotation, biological process: selenocysteine incorporation. The transcript has 19 exons.
ACCGGGUUUCGUGUGGGUCCGGGACCUGCCGUCGCUGGUUCCGCCCGGUCGGACCUGGGCUAGGAAUGAAUUUUCCACUUCCGGACGAGGGCCGGGUCCGGAUUCUUCCCGAGUCCCGCCGGGGAGGCUGGACGAACCCUGGAGUCCUGAACGUCAAGCUGUCAGCUGAGGUGGAGCCGUUCGUUCCUCAGAAGAAGACUCCCGACUCACUGGCGAUGCCCAUGGCCCUGCCCGGGGAUGGAGGCGGCGUGGGUGUGGGCAUGGGGGGCGCGGGGGCCGUGGAGCCUUCUCCCAUCCCCAGCUACCUGAUUACCUGCUACCCUUUCGUCCAGGAAAGCCAGUCCAAUAGCCACCACCUUGGAGCCCGACGCCAGGCUGCCAGCUGCCCAGACGGUCCGCUCUCCGGGUGGGGUGACCUCGGACCGAGCCUUUUUGCACCUGGGGUGGAACGCUGGUCCCCGGGUGGUUUCGUCGAGAGCUGGUUCCAGAGUCAGCGCCGAAGACCAUUCCCACUGUACAACAACGACCUUCGAUGGCAGCCCCCCAGCCCCAGCCCCGCCGGACCCUACCUGGCUUACCCCCUCCUCUCCGCCCCGCCGCCAGUGUCUGCCGCCGAAUACACCUACUACCAGCUGAUGCCUGCGCCGUGUGCCCAAGUCAUGGGUUUCUACCAUCCUUUCCCGAGCCCUCACUCCGCCGCCUUCCAGACGGCCAACCCGGUCAGCCCCGUGGCCGCCGAGUGCCCCGAUCGCCCCAGCCAGCCCGGCCCGGCCUUCCCACUCGCCAGUCAGCGGGGACGAAGCGGAAACAGAGGACCGGCAGUGCUGAAACAGCCUCUACCGCAGCAUAUGAAAAGCAAGAGGCCCCCGGCGAAGAGCGUGGCUACCCAGAAAGAGACCAGCGCAUCCGGGCCCGAUCCCCGAUCCAAAAUCGUUCUAUUGGUAGAUGCUUCGCAGCAGACAGACUUCCCUCUGGACAUCGCCAACAAGUCCCUGUCCGAGAGCGGCGCGGCCACCGUGCUGUGGAAGUCCAAGGGCCGGAGGAGAAGGGCCUCUCACCCGGCCGCCGAGUCGUCCAGCGAGCAGGGAGCCAGCGAGGCCGACAUCGACAGCGACAGCGGCUACUGCAGCCCCAAGCACGGCAACAACCAGGCCGCGGGCCCGGCGGCCAGAAGCGCCGACUCUGGCCCGGCGAACCUCGGGGAGCCAUCGCUGAGUUCAGCAGGUGUGAGCUGGCCUCAGUCGGCUGGCCCGGCCACUCAGAAGAGACCCUGGCCAGAGAAAGCACAGGUGGCCUCCAGAGGCGGAAGACAGAUCGAGGAAAGAAGCGGUGCCCAGGCUAGCUACAGGUGCCGGGAGCACAGCACGAGCUCAGAGAGGAAGCCGAGCGGGCAGAGGAGACCGGACGUCAAGCCGUCGACCCCGAGCCAGCCAAGCAGAGCGGAGCCGAGCCCUGACUCCUUCUGUUUUGAGGACGAAGAUGAGUUCCCAGAAUUGAACAGUGACACUGGAAAUGCUAAAGACGAGAGCGGGCAACGAAAAAUCUCCACAAAAGUGUUGGCCGGCUUGCCGGAGAAUUCCCCCAUCAGCAUAGUCCAAACUCCCAUCCCCAUCACCGCGUCGGUCCCUAAGCGGGCCAAGAGCCAGAAGAAGAAGGCUCUGGCGGCAGCCCUCGCCACAGCGCAGGAGUACUCCGAAAUCAGCAUGGAGCAGAGGAAGCUGCAGGAGGCCCUGUCCAAGGCGGCGGGGAAGAAGAGUAAGACGCCGGUGCAGCUGGAUCUGGGGGAUAUGCUGGCCGCCCUGGAGAAGCAGCAGCAGGCCAUGAAGGCGCGGCAGAUCACCAACACCAGGCCCCUGUCCUACACGGUGGUCAGCGCAGCCCCAUUCCACACAAAGGACUCCGGUGGCAGAAAGCCCCCGGCCCGAGGCCAGCCCGCCCCACCGUCCCUCAAUCCUCUGGACUCCACUGCUCCCAGGGUCAAAAGAGGGAAAGAGCGAGAGAUCGCCAAACUCAAGAGACCCACCGCGCUGAAAAAGAUCAUCCUGAAAGAGCGAGAAGAGAAGAAAGGGCGUCUGGCAGCGGACCCUGCUCUCCCGGGAGCCGAGGAGCCGAGGGAGACCCCACCGGGCUUCGGGGCGGCCGCGUCGCCGGAAGAAACUGGGCUGAGCGUGCCCAGCGACACGUCCCUGUCCCCCGCCAGCCAGAAUUCUCCAUACUGCAUGACCCCCGUGUCCCAAGGCUCUCCGGCCAGCUCCGGGAUCGGAAGUCCAAUGGCAUCGUCCGCAAUCACCAAGAUUCACAGCAAACGAUUCCGAGAGUACUGUAACCAGGUCCUCAGCAAGGAGAUCGACGAGUGUGUGACGCUGCUGCUGCAGGAACUGGUCAGCUUCCAGGAGCGCGUCUACCAGAAGGACCCUGUGCGAGCCAAGACCCGGCGGCGGCUGGUCAUGGGCCUCCGCGAGGUCACCAAGCACAUGAAGCUGAGCAAGAUCAAGUGCGUCAUCAUCUCCCCCAACUGCGAGAAGAUCCAGUCAAAAGGCGGCCUGGACGAGGCUCUCUGCAACGUCAUCGCCAUGGCACGGGAGCAGGAGAUCCCUUUCGUAUUCGCCCUCGGGAGGAAGGCGCUGGGCCGCUGCGUGAACAAGCUGGUGCCCGUCAGCGUCGUGGGCAUCUUCAACUACUCGGGGGCCGAGAGUCUGUUCCACAAGCUGGUGGCGCUGACCGAGGAGGCCAGGAAGGCCUACCGGGACAUGGUGGCGGCCCUGGAGCAGGAGCACGCCGAGGAGGCGCUCAGGAGCGUGCAGAAGGCGCCCCACCACAUGGGGCACUCCCGGAACCCCUCCGCCGCCAGCGCCAUCUCCUUCUGCAGCGUCAUCUCCGAGCCCAUCUCCGAAGUGAACGAGAAGGAAUACGAGACCAACUGGAGGAACAUGGUGGAGACCUGCGACGGCCCGGACCCCGCAGACGUCGCCAGAGAGGCCGCCGGCCAGACCCCCGAGAAGCCCGGGCCCGUCCAGCAGGACGGCACCGUGGCCUGUAAGCCCCCGCCGGCCGCCGGCCCCGGCAAGGGCCCGGCCGGCGAGCGGGAGGAAGCGAGACCCGACGAGCUGGAGUGGGCGUCGCAGCAGAGCACGGAGACGGGGUCGCUGGACGGGAGCUGCCGCGACCUGCUCAACUCGUCCAUCACCAGCACCACCAGCACCCUGGUCCCGGGGAUGCUUGAGGAGGAGCAGGAGGACGAGGACGAGGACGAACAGGAGGAGCAGGAGGACGACGACGACUACCCCCGCGCCCCCAUAUCGGCGGAAGUCCAGCUGACCAGCCGGAUUGAGUCCUGGGUCUCGGAGACCCAGAGGACUAUGGAGACCCUUCAGCUGGGCAAGACCCUCCGUGCCGGGGAGGGAGAUGGCGCUGAGCGGAGUGGCGGGGAGGAGGAGGAGGAGGCGGACGAGGAGGAGGAGGAGGAGGAGGACGUGGCGGCGGCGGCGGCGGCGGCGGCCGGGGGCCCCGAGCAGGCCGAGCCGGGACCCGAGUGGACCGUGGCCACGGCGGAGAAGUCCACGAGUGGGGCCCGGAGGCGGCCCCCCGGGGGUGGCCUGCCCCGUGCGGAGGGCCCCGGCCCCGGCCCCGCCCCGCCCAACCAGUAACUCAGGAACCCGCACCCACCCACCCACCGACUAACUGUGCGAGGGGCCGCCGCCCCCUCCCCCUCGCAGCUUCAUCUCCACGUUUUGCACUGUCGGAUGUUUAAUACGUGUAUUUAAUUCCCAAUAGAAAUAUUUUUGUAGCUGUCUUUGUUACUCGUUUAAUUAUGAUCUGUAGCUUAGCUUCUAAUUGGCAUCCGAGUGUCUGUCAGAACUGUCUGAGCGAGUUCCGGUGGCAAAGUUUCAGCUGAUUUGUAAAGAAAGUAUUGCAGAAAGACCAACCCUGAGCAAAACUCUUCAAAGAUGGGAGUGUUUGGGGCCGAGCCGUAGGCCCGACGGCCGGCUCUGGGCCGGGGGGGGGGUGGCCCGGUCCCGCCUCCCCUGACGUCUCUGUGGGCUCUGGCUACUCCGGGCAGGUCCAGCGGGGGCCGGGCGCUCGGGAAGGCGGGCGAGGACGGACGGUGGCGAGGGUGAGCGGAGGUAGAUGCGGUUCUCUUCGGUCUGCGGCUGAGACUUUAGAGCCACCGAGGCCCUCCGGAAGGCGGGAGUUGGGGUAGAUUGGGUUCAUCCCUCUGAAACCUCAGCAAGGGGAAACUGAGCCCCUCCCUGUCCCCGGGGAUUCCACGCCGCCCGUCAGCGGGCGAUGGGAUGAGCUCCCCGACUCGGCCCCGGGAGCCACAUCCGGGCCCCAAACUAGGCCAACUCAGGCACUUUUCGCAGGGAGUUCCCGAGCGGCUCCCCGCCCGGGGCCGAAUCGGCCGGGGCGGCGCGCGGCCUUGGACGGUCCCAGCGCUCCCCGAGGGAGACGUCCGUGGGCCCGCUGUUGUCUGCGGCGCCCCUCCAGCCGGGGGCCGGGGGUCAGGUGCUAGGGAAGGGCUCCGAGAGCCCGUGAGACGGGGGCCACGGCGGAAGGAGGGGUCGGUGCUGCCGGCCGCUCCAGGGGAGCGGCCCCGGGCAGGGGCUUCGGCGACCCCGGUGGUGGGGUGAGGAGCCGCUGCCUCCGACCCCGGGAGCCGUGGCCUUGGGGCCGCUGAGCACGCCUGGACUCUUUUCCCGGUGCCGAAGGGAGUCUCGGCGGCCCGGGUUCGUGGGUCACCGGGGACCCGGUAGAACGAUGGUGGGGGCCUCAGCCUGGCGGGACGAGGCUGGCCGGGAAGGGCCGUGGGAGCCCAACCGAGCGUGACCGGGGCCGGGGCCGGGGUCUCCAGGAGGAGCCACCCAGUCCCUGUGGGCAGCUGCCGCUCCAGCCUUCUUGCCCCAUGGGCUGGCGUGGGGGCAUUGGGCUAGCUAAGGGCAAGGGUCCAAAAUACCGGCCAGCCGAGCGUGAGGGAAAACGAUAGUGCUAAGCUGGGCUGCUUCCAGUGCGUGCCCAUCCCCGGCGGCGGGUCUGCUGCGCCGCCUCACCCAGAGGGGCCGGCUCAGCCCAGCUCCUUCCUUGUUCUUGGCCCCGCUAGUUCACAUUGUUCUCUGAGGGACUUUGAGGGCAGGUGGCGCGUGGCAUCCCAAUUUCCGGCGAGGUCGCUGCAGAUUUUUCCAAGUGCUCCAGGCUCGGGGCUAGAGCAGACCCGGCCCCGGCCGAGGCGACGGGGAGAGGGACCCGGGGUCUGGGGCGGGGCCGGGGCAAUGGCGACAGGCAAGUUCUUUAUUUAAUCGAAGUUGGGUUUCCGUUUCCAUGUGUACAUAGGCGAUUGACACGGGGGGCCGGGACGCUCCGUAGUUGGACUUUUCUGGUUGAGUGGGUCCCUCGGUGGGAGGGCGUCUGCCCCAAGCGACACGCGUUCAGGUUGGGUGGUUGGGGGUCGGGUGGCCGUGUCGGUGACUGGUUUGCGACACCGGGGAAGAGGCCGGGAGAAACGGCACCAGCCCAUUCCCAUCCCGAGGCCUCGGGCAGGGUGAGGAGAGAAGGAAAUGGAGUGAAAAAGGAACUCCCGGCGGCGGCUCGAUGAUACCGUACGCCGCUCCGCUCCGGCCACCUCUUCUUUCCCUCGGCCGGGGGAAGCGGGCCGGGUCGGGGUGGGGAGUACGUACGGUCUUGGACGUGAAGGUGUGAAAUCGUAAUCCAAUGUGACUAUGUGUAGGCAAAAGUAUUACUGUUUUGAAAAGCUGCUGUUUGCUCCAAAGUGUCAUUUUAAGUAUUUCCUGUACUGUGUGCCAAGCACUCGAAUGUUUCUGGAGUCCCUUGCGCGUCGACCCUGUUUGUAAAGAUUAAAAACUCGCUCUCCACUUCAGAUCUGUUUCCCAGAACCCCUUCCCACUCACAUCUCUCCUCCCUCCCUCCCCUCCCCCGCCACGCAAGGCCAAGCCUCCCGAGGCCACUCCGGCCCCGGCCUCGCCCACCCGCGCCGGGCCAGCCUUCUCCGGCCCGCUGGCGCCCGGAUCCUCCGGCCACGGGGCCGAGACCGGUUCCGGCCUGCUGUGGGCGCGGGGAGUUCCCCGAGCUGCCGGAGGGUCCGGCCAUCCGUGACAUGGCACUCGGCUUUAGCGUGCGACCCGCGACCCCCAGGCUCCUCUCGGGGCGGCGGGCGCCCCGGCGGCGAGAGGGGGCCGGGGCUUGGGCGUGUUCCGUUCCCGGUGGGCGGGCGGGAGAGAGGGAGUCUGAUGCGUGGACCACGGCGGGAAGAACAGCAGCGCUUUUGCACUAUGUACAUACCGUGGGGAUUCUUUCAGAACUAAUAAACCGAUUCUCGAUCCGUC